AUGUCUAGAUCCAAAGAACCGCCUUUGCCCGAGGAGCUGCGCACCCGCCUGGGGCAGAUGGAUGGCUGUGCCACCGCCGAGUCGUGGGAGUCCGUCGGCAACGAGUGUUUCUCGCACGGCUGCCACCUGAGCGCCAUCCGCUGCUACACGAAGGCGCUGGAGAAGGGAAGCGACACGGCCAACCUCCGCAGCAGCAGGAGCGCGGCGUAUAUGAAGUCCUCCAUGUUCGCCGGGCCAUCGCUUGCUCUGAAGGACGCCGAGCGUGCGGCGGAGCUGGAGCCGGGGCGGUGCGAGGCCCAUCUCCGUGUCGGCGAUGCGCAGCUUGCGCGGAAGAAGUACGCGGAGGCAAAGGCGGCCUAUCAAAAGGCGAUUGAGUUAGACGGCAGCUGCACGGCGGCGACGCACGCACUGCGAAUUGUGGAGCGGGAACUUUUUCUCCGCUCUCUUGACGAACAGAAGAAGUUCUCGCCAGUGACGGAGAAGCCGUCAGGAGAAAACACCGGCACGACAUCGACGGGGUCAAACGCCGAGGGGCCGCUCAAUAUGGAGGAGGAGAUAAAAAAACGCAUCCAGCUGUGGGCCGAGGACACCACCGUGCGGGAGGAUCGAACCGCCAUGCGGGCCUUCAAUGCACGCUUGGACGAGGCGGAUCGACAGGCCGGGACGAAGUACAAGAGUGAGCUGCUCUUGAAGUUUCGAGGGAAGAUGGCGGCGCAGGAGCCAUUUCGACGCAUGGUGGAGGAGCGGCGGGAUCAAGAGAUGCGAAUGGGCGAGGGCAUUGACUAUCGAAACGCCGACAGCUAUCGCGCAAUACUGACGAAAGGGACGGAUGGCGUGGGACUUGGCAUCUCCACCGACGCCUACAAGUCCUACAAGUACGAGAGUAAGAUGUGGUAA
Trypanosoma cruzi is the source of this 897-nucleotide messenger RNA. RefSeq lists its product as uncharacterized. NCBI's taxonomy places the organism in Eukaryota, Euglenozoa, Kinetoplastea, Trypanosomatida, Trypanosomatidae. Gene Ontology annotation, molecular function: Hsp90 protein binding. The record is from RefSeq and is a predicted model, not a curated record. Bases 1 to 897 code for a protein of 298 amino acids. The transcript has a single exon.